AGCCAGCAGUCCGUCCACAUCAACGUCGAAAGGCUUCGGUCAGAAACUGUCUGCGGGAAGUACGUUGCAGUCAGACUUAUCACGGUCAUCGACACCCGGAACAUGAAGAGCUUCACGCUGUGCCUAUUUGUCGGCUUAUUGCUGAUAGUUGCCUGGAGCAGUAUAUCUUCGGGGGCACCUGUCCACAAGGGACCACCUCAAGAAAGGUUGAAUCAUGGCGAUUCCAACCAAGUGGAGUCCCUGCGCACAUUAGAAAUCCAGACCGAACCGAAAGAAGAUACUGGCGGGAUUGACACAAGUACUCCGGAGGGAAAAGAAAGUGAACAGGCAUCACCAAUUCGGUCCAGGAAUGAAGAGUCAAGCGAGGAGGCUGAAAGUGAGGAAAGCGAUUCCGAAGAGGCAUCAAACGAAGAUAACCAAGAAAGCGAGUCUGAGGAAGAGAGUGAAGAAAGUGAGUCCGAGGAAGAGAGUGAAGCAAGUGAGUCUGAAGAAGAGAGUGAAGAAAGUGAGUCUGAAGAAGAUAGUGAAGAAAGUGAGUCUGAGGAAGAGAGUGAAGAAAGUGAGUCCGAGGAAGAAAGUGAGUCUCAGGAAGAGAGUGAAGAAAGUGAGUCUAAGGAAGAGAGUGAAGAGAGUGAGUCCGAGGAAGAUAGCGAAGAAAGUCAAUCUGAGGAAGAGAGUGAAGAAAGUGAGUCUGAGGAAGAGAGUGAAGAAAGUGAAUCUGAAGAAGAGAGCGAGUCCGAGGAAGAGAGUGAAGAAAGUGAGUCAGAGGAAGAGAGUGAAGAAAGUGAGUCCGAGGAAGAGAGUGAAGAAAGUGAGUCCGAGGAAGAAAGUGAAGAGAGUGAGGAAAAGAGUGAAGAGAGCGAGUCUGAGGAAGAGAGUGAAGAGAGCGAGUCUGAGGAAGAGAGUGAGUCCGAGGAAGAGAGUGAAGAAAGUGAAGAGAGUGAGUCUGAGGAAGAGAGUGAGUCCGAGGAAGAGAGUGAAGAGAGUGAAGAAAGUGAGUCCGAGGAAGAGAGUGAGUCCGAGGAAGAGAGUGAAGAAAGUGAGUCUGAGGAAGAGAGCGAAGAGAGUGAGUCUGAGGAAGAGAGUGAGUCCGAGGAAGAGAGUGAAGAAAGUGAAGAGAGUGAGUCCGAGGAAGAGAGUGAAGAAAGUGAGUCUGAGGAAGAGAGUGAAGAGAGCGAGUCUGAGGAAGAGAGUGAAGAGAGCGAGUCUGAGGAAGAGAGUGAGUCCGAGGAAGAGAGUGAAGAAAGUGAAGAGAGUGAGUCUGAGGAAGAGAGUGAGUCCGAGGAAGAGAGUGAAGAGAGUGAAGAAAGUGAGUCCGAGGAAGAGAGUGAGUCCGAGGAAGAGAGUGAAGAAAGUGAGUCUGAGGAAGAGAGCGAAGAGAGUGAGUCUGAGGAAGAGAGUGAGUCCGAGGAAGAGAGUGAAGAAAGUGAAGAGAGUGAGUCCGAGGAAGAGAGUGAAGAAAGUGAGUCUGAGGAAGAGAGUGAAGAGAGCGAGUCUGAGGAAGAGAGUGAAGAGAGCGAGUCUGAGGAAGAGAGUGAGUCCGAGGAAGAGAGUGAAGAAAGUGAAGAGAGUGAGUCUGAGGAAGAGAGUGAGUCCGAGGAAGAGAGUGAAGAGAGUGAAGAAAGUGAGUCCGAGGAAGAGAGUGAGUCCGAGGAAGAGAGUGAAGAAAGUGAGUCUGAGGAAGAGAGCGAAGAGAGUGAGUCUGAGGAAGAGAGUGAGUCCGAGGAAGAGAGUGAAGAAAGUGAAGAGAGUGAGUCCGAGGAAGAGAGUGAAGAAAGUGAGUCUGAGGAAGAGAGUGAAGAAAGUGAGUCCGAGGAAGAGAGUGAGUCCGAGGAAGAGAGUGAAGAAAGUGAGUCUGAGGAAGAGAGCGAAGAGAGUGAGUCUUCCGAGGAAGAGAGUGAAGAAAGUGAGUCUGAGGAAGAGAGCGAAGAGAGUGAGUCUGAGGAAGAGAGUGAGUCCGAGGAAGAGAGUGAAGAAAGUGAAGAGAGUGAGUCCGAGGAAGAGAGUGAAGAAAGUGAGUCUGAGGAAGAGAGCGAAGAGAGUGAGUCUGAGGAAGAGAGUGAGUCCGAGGAAGAGAGUGAAGAAAGUGAAGAGAGUGAGUCCGAGGAAGAGAGUGAAGAAAGUGAGUCUGAGGAAGAGAGCGAAGAGAGUGAGUCUGAGGAAGAGAGUGAGUCCGAGGAAGAGAGUGAAGAAAGUGAGUCUGAGGAAGAGAGCGAAGAGAGUGAGUCUGAGGAAGAGAGUGAGUCCGAGGAAGAGAGUGAAGAAAGUGAAGAGAGUGAGUCCGAGGAAGAGAGUGAAGAAAGUGAGUCUGAGGAAGAGAGUGAAGAAAGUGAGUCCGAGGAAGAGAGUGAGUCCGAGGAAGAGAGUGAAGAAAGUGAGUCUGAGGAAGAGAGCGAAGAGAGUGAGUCUGAGGAAGAGAGUGAGUCCGAGGAAGAGAGUGAAGAAAGUGAAGAGAGUGAGUCCGAGGAAGAGAGUGAAGAAAGAGGUAUGAUAACAUUCGACAACCCAUUUGGAGCAAUAAGGUUUGAGAAAGAUUUUUUGGCCAGAGUUCGAAAUCAUAUCAAUGUUGAAGUCACCAGCCGUAAUUAA
Molecule: messenger RNA, 2589 nt
Organism: Ixodes scapularis (black-legged tick)
Lineage: Eukaryota; Metazoa; Arthropoda; Arachnida; Ixodida; Ixodidae
Product: dentin matrix acidic phosphoprotein 1
Exons: 5
Coding region: 103-2589 (828 amino acids)
Source: RefSeq, a predicted model, not a curated record